Messenger RNA from Acanthoscelides obtectus, 404 nucleotides. Lineage: Eukaryota; Metazoa; Arthropoda; Insecta; Coleoptera; Chrysomelidae. The record is from the annotation of a GenBank genome assembly.
AUGGAUAACGGUGAAAGAAAACCAUCUGCACUACGCCACGUGAUUAUUCGGAUGGGCACAGCAGGGCGUUGUUAUCUAUUCGGCAAGUUUAUAGUUGCCCCUAAUGUCCCCAUAGAGCCAUAUGGUACUGAGAUGGAUUUCCUGAAACACCAGAUUGAUGCUCGAGCGUUCGUCCAAAACGGGUCAGAGGGAUCUAAGAGAAUAAACGGGGUAGCGCACCCUAGAUCAUGUGAUUUAAAUUUAGUGAAAUAGAAUUACUCUAUAGAACAGUUCCCUCGUUCAAGUAACUUUUCUGUAUACGCUAAUUUUCAAUUCUGUUGUAUAUAGUUCUGUAUAGCUAUUGUAAUUAUUUUUUGCUGUACAUUUUUGUUUAUAUAUUUGUAUAAAGUGUAUAUUUAAUAUAU